AUGUGGUUGGGAAUACGUUCUUCACAUCCUUCACAUGUUGCAAUUCAACACACUGCAUUCGUCGCCUUUGAUGCAUGCCCCAAUCUCCUUCGCUACGCUGACACCUUCAUUGGAUGCACCGUGCAAAUAUCACGUCGAUCACCUGCCCUAGUCGGACGUACAUCGUAUUCCGUGAAAGCGGCAGUCGUGGACUACAUCACAUGCACGAAGUUUGGCCCAAGAGGCAUCAUUUUUCCCUCGCGUAAAACGACGGGAAAGCUUGGGAAUGUGACGAUCGAUGAUGGUGGCAUCAGCAGGAAAAGAGGUGCUGUAGAGCGCGAUCGUUGGAGAACGGGUGACACUGUGAGAGAAGCAUCUUUGUCGAGAGUACUCACCGAAAAGUUACCCCCUCUCCCAACUGCCGCGUUCCUAAGAAUGGUCCGUCUGAGUAUCCAUACAGAACAUCUCAUGCGGCGGCAUCGGCGAGAAAUAGAUGCAAAGUUCUACUUGGUCGAGGAGGUAUCUCAUCCUCGACCGCAAUCUGCAGAAUCGACUCGCGUGGAAUUUUUGGACGAUGGUGUUCCCCCAACGAAGGGCUUUGACGGCGAAGAUGUGCGAGGACAAAAGCGACCAAGUGCUUCAAUGAACGCAUUCGCGGCGUCUGUCGUUCCCAAGCUUGAAAGCUGUUCUAGAUGUCUCCCGGACGAGCAUCCGAAGCGCAGGACGCCAGACUGGAAAUCUCUGUGA
Molecule: messenger RNA, 726 nt
Organism: Desarmillaria tabescens
Lineage: Eukaryota; Fungi; Basidiomycota; Agaricomycetes; Agaricales; Physalacriaceae
Exons: 8
Coding region: 1-726 (241 amino acids)
Source: RefSeq, a predicted model, not a curated record